Paramecium octaurelia is the source of this 1688-nucleotide messenger RNA. The record is from the annotation of a GenBank genome assembly. NCBI's taxonomy places the organism in Eukaryota, Ciliophora, Oligohymenophorea, Peniculida, Parameciidae.
AUGGCUGCGGUAUCUCAAAAGAUCUUCAAUAAUUAAUUUGUGAUACAAAAGAAGAUCUCCUCAGGUUCAUUCGGCGUUGUGUAUCAGGGAUAUGACUUAAGAUCGUCAGAGCAUGUGGCUAUCAAAGUAGAGAAGCAAGAAAUAGAUGAUUUAUUUAGUUUAGACAGAGAAGUAGAGUGAAAAAUAUUCUAAAUUUAGAUUCAAAUACUGAGAAAUCUACAGGGAUUGCCGUAAGUUCCGAAACUGAAAUGGGCUGGCAAAGAUCAAGGGAACAAUGUGAUGGUAAUUCAAUUAUUGGGAAGAGAUUUAACUCACUAUUUAAGAUAAAGGAAACGUUUUAGUUUGGCAUGCGUUUUGGGUAUAGCUGAUUAGAUGUUGACCAUUCUCGAAGCUAUUCAUAGCAAGUAAACUUUUAAUUCAAGAAAGGGGUAUCAUUCAUCGAGACAUUAAGCCAGAAAAUAUACUGGCAGGUAAGGAUAGAGAACAGAAUACUAUUUAUCUUGUGGAUUACGGAAUCGCUAAGCAAUUUAAAGACAAAGAUGACAAACAUAUGUAAAUCAACUUAUUAAAAUAAAAGUCCUUACAUAGAAAAUAAACCUUUUCUGGGAACAUCCAGAUACGCAAGCAUAGCAGCUCACAAAGGCUAGGAAUUAUCAAGGAAGGAUGAUCUGGAAUCAUUAGGAUAUAUGCUAAUGUAAUUGACAUUGUAAUAUAGAGAUUUUUAUUGAAGGGAAGUUUACCCUGGUAGAACAUAGGUUAUAAAAAUGAGGAUGAGAAGGUAAAGUUGGUAGGAUUGAUGAAAAUGAGAAUUACAGCAUAAGAAUUAUGUUAAGAUUUGCCAAUUGAAUUUAUGCGAUUCAUAGAUUUAGUUAAAAAAAUGAGUUAUCGCGAAAAACCUGAUUAUAGGUAAUCUUAAAUUGAAUAUUAAUUUAGAUAUUUUUAAUAGUUGUUUUAAAGAGUCUCUAUUUAAUAACAGGUAGAGUAUCGAUUUGAUUGGUAUGAUGAAAGCAAUUUCGAGAAAAAGUCAGGGUCAACAUCUCCUAAGAAAUAGCAAUCUAUUAAAAUUUUAGAUUAAUCAUAUUUGAUUCAAUAAAUCUAUUCGCCAAAUAAAAAGAAGGCCAGUGAAGAAUUCGAUGACACUGGACCUUCUAAAAGAGAAUCAAAUGGAAGACCAUCAAUAAUUAAUAAUAAUUCUAAUAAUCUACUUAUGUGUGAUAGUAGAAUGAAUCUGAAAAAUAAAAGUGUUAGUUCAUUCAAUGAAUCCAAUUUGUAGUAUAGUGACAUAUAACCUGAUUUGAGUUGUCUCAUAGCUUAUUAAAGGAAUCUAAGAUAUGGAUCAUUUCAUAAUGAAGCUGAACCUCAAAAACAACCUGAUCGAAGCUCUUCGACUUAGGAUAAACUAAAAGUUAAACACAAGUUAAGUUUGGAUGUCAAACCGAAUUGCUAUAAAUCUCUUGUUGAAUUCUAAUUAGGAUUAAUCAACAAUCCUUCGAUUCUGGAUUUUACAGUAAAUAGUCAGAAUUAAUUGAAUGAAGACGAAAGUCCAUGUCUUGAUGAUAAAUUUAACGUACUAAAAGUCAGCUCAGUUGACAAGUAAUAUCAUUUUUCAUAAUCUUAGUAAAUUCAAAAACCCAAUCCAACUCUUUAGAUUAAAUUUGAAAGAAAGAUCGAGUAUUAAAAAUAAUUGA